Messenger RNA from Ceratina calcarata, 2884 nucleotides. It is a transcript of the gene Ythdc1, whose product is annotated as YTH domain containing 1. Gene Ontology annotation, cellular component: nucleoplasm. The record is from RefSeq and is a predicted model, not a curated record. Gene Ontology annotation, biological process: mRNA splicing, via spliceosome; regulation of alternative mRNA splicing, via spliceosome. Lineage: Eukaryota; Metazoa; Arthropoda; Insecta; Hymenoptera; Apidae. The transcript is spliced from 6 exons. Gene Ontology annotation, molecular function: mRNA binding; N6-methyladenosine-containing RNA reader activity. The coding region runs from base 569 to 1957 and encodes 462 amino acids.
UGUUGUACAAACUAAAUUAUACAUAUAAUUUUAGGAUUACUGAAAUUAAGAGAAAGUUUGUUUGUUAGUUUUUAACUAUACGAUCGCUCGUAUAAGUAUCGAUCGUGAAGAAUGAACACGUCACAUAAUGACCAUAAUGGAUGCCAUGGUUUGUGCAUCCACGAGGAGAUAGAUGUUUAUUGUGUUUUUAUGGGAGGAAUCACGAUUAUUUGUGGUACUCUCUUGUGUAUUUUGUGAAGAGAAGUAACCGAAAUAGUUGUUGAAACAUGCACGAUGAUCAUUAGGCAUUUUUGCGUGAGGUGCGAAGUGUGUUAAGUGAAGAAAGAGUGUGCACGUAAGUGUGUACGAGCUGGCUAAAAGGGUUUAUAACAUCAAGGACGAUCAGCUUGCAAACCAUGGACUUCCUUAAAAGAAAUCAAUGAAACGAGAAUGAUGGUUUCGAAAAAGGUUUAAAGGCACCAGAACUGCAUUGGCUUGAUGCAAGAAAACCCGAAAAAUCCAGAAAUAUAAAUCCUGGAUGACGGGACAAGUGACAAUAUACUUUUGGGCAAUAGUGAAAAAGUGAUCAAUGAAAAGUGAAACUAUGGACAGUAAUACGGAUGCAGACAACUUAAAUCUGAGCUGUGGGGAGAAUGAUAUAGUGGACGAGUUAAAAAUUGCUGCGGAUGAAACUUACGAUACACGUAGUGAAGUUUCAUCUAGUAGUUCGAACUCCGAUUCUAGUCAACCGAGUAUAAGCUCGGUUUCGACAAAAUCCUCACGCGGAGACAAUAAGCGCAAUAGGAAGAGCAGAGGAAAACGUGCUAGGUCUAGAGAAUCGAAAUCCUCUAGUCCUGAAACGAAACGCGCGAGAUCUAAAGAGAGCAAGGGGAACACUACUAAAAGCUAUGAUUACGCUACGAAAUUAAAUUACUUGUUUAGAGACGCAAGAUUUUUCAUCAUCAAAUCCAACAAUGCUGAGAAUGUUACGCUGUCAAAGGCUAAAGGAGUAUGGAGCACGUUACCCCAAAACGAAGCCAACUUGAAUCAGGCUUACAGAGAAUCGAGGAACGUGUUACUUGUUUUUUCCGUAAAAGAAUCAGGGAAGUUUGCUGGCUUUGCGAGGCUCAGUACAGAAUCGAGAAGAGAUGGAGCACCAAUUUCAUGGGUAUUGCCACCUGGAUUGUCUGCAAAAGCUUUAGGUGGCGUAUUUAAAGUUGAUUGGAUAUGUAGGAAGGAAUUGCCAUUUACAGCAACGCUACAUUUGUACAAUCCAUGGAACGAUGGCAAACAGGUGAAAAUUGGUCGCGACGGACAAGAGAUCGAACCAAGAGUCGCAGAGGAAUUAUGUAGACUAUUUCCGGAAGAUGAAGGAAUCGAGAUGACCCCGAUCUUAAGAAAAUCUAAAGAGGCAGCUAAGCAUAUUACGAAAUCCCGUUCUUAUCGGGAUAACAGACCUGUUAACAGUAGUCCUAGAUUCUUACGUUCGAGAGGUGGCAGAGGACGAAGACUCUUUUUAACUUCGCGAUCUCGUUUAGCUUCAUUAGCCAGAGGAUCUCAUUUAGGUAAUGAUCAUAGAGGGUCGCGAGAUCAUCACCAUCACAGAUACGCUAGCUGGUUCAAUCGGGGCGAUUCUCCUUAUUCCAAAGGAUACGGUAGCCCAGGUUUAGGCGUGGCAGCUGCGGCCGAAGCGUACGUCGCGGAUUAUAUGCGUACUAUGCAACACCAGUUGCCUCCCUUACCACCUUAUGCUGCACCUCAUCCUUACGACUCGUUACCUCCGCCACCGCCACCACCCAGGUAUUACGAUGGUUUACCUUUACCGCCCGAUUAUAGCGCGGCAGCUUCGGCACUUGAGAAACGUAGUUACGAAAGGAGCGUAGACGAAUUUUUAUGGAGAACUACAAGUCGCCACAGUCGACACAAUGAUCAUCGAUCAUCUCGCGAUCAUCACCACAGAUAUAGAGACCGUAGAUAAGAAAUUUCGUACAUGCUCCUCAUUCAUCUAUUCCUUCAUUUCCCCAAUGCACACAUUGUAAGGGCUUUCAAAAUAUCGCAACAUUUUUAAUCAUGAAAUAGAAAGUGUUUAAUCAUCAAACAAUUAUUUGUAAUAAUAAUCAAGACGAGAAUAAUUCGAAGUUUUACUCAUGUGAAUUGUAUUUGUGAAUAGUGUGAAGUUUUUCACACAAGUGGGAUCCACUCGGUUUUUAAUCAACUUAUACAUUGACAGGUAUAAUCGAAUUGUUUGCAAUUAAAAUCAAUAAAAUUCUAAAAAUGGUUUAAUCAAUUUUUUGUACAUUGUCACAUAAUAAUAAAAAUCAAUUAUGCAUCUGAUUCACAAUUGAUUCGAUCUUGUGUUACAUGCAUUUAAUAUUAAUGCAAAUCAAGUUAUCCCUUACAUUCGAUAUAAUUUAUUUACUUCCUAUUUUUUUAUUACGCUCAGUAUAAGAACUACAUAUAUCUAUAUAUUUUUGUAAGAUUUAUACGUAUCGACGUUUCAGUCUAUUUUGUAUUAAUAAUAAAUUCAAUUGUGAAUCAAUCUCGUCGUAGAAAAUGUAACGGUGUAAUCGUUUUGUAUUAAUCGAUGUGCAUAUUUUCGUAAUCAAUUUUCGCAAGUCAAUUGUAAAUGUUUUACCAUGGAUCACUGCCGUCGACAAAAAUUUACGUUCACUGUAUUCCAGAAAUCAUUUUACCAUGUAUAUUAUUUAAUUUUGAUCAUUCGUUUCAUGAAAAGACAUUUUUGUUCCAAUUACUUAUACACAUCACAAAUCGUCAAUUACAUUAUUAAUUGUUUCAAGUUUACUGCUUACGAGAACACCCAAACACUACGAAUAUUAUGUAUUAAGAUCAUUCAUUUAUAUAGUAUGAUUUUUGAUCUAUUUCAUAGUAAAUAUUUGAAAAACAA